Loa loa (African eye worm) is the source of this 1648-nucleotide messenger RNA. RefSeq lists its product as hypothetical. The transcript is spliced from 10 exons. The record is from RefSeq and is a predicted model, not a curated record. The coding region runs from base 1 to 888 and encodes 295 amino acids. NCBI's taxonomy places the organism in Eukaryota, Metazoa, Nematoda, Chromadorea, Rhabditida, Onchocercidae.
AUGCACACAGGACACGCAUCAUUCAAUGCAGAAUCAGUUGUAGCCGUACGAAUUGGAGAACAUGAAGAUAUAGUUUGCUUUGAUGGGACUUUGGCUUGGAAGCAAGAUUUGAACAGAAGAGAAACGCCAUGCUUUGGUGUUGCAAAAGUGAAAUCGGAUAUGGACUGGAAUAAAGCAAAUAAUUAUUGCAAGGAAACUGGAGGACAGCUACCAACACCGACUGAUGAUGAAAACCGUCUGCUGCAAAUAAUGUUCUCAGAGAUUGGCUCAGAAACAAAAAUACCGCUUGGAUUUGUUAAUGAAAAAAGUAAAUGGAUGCAAAUACGCGAUGGCCAAAAAAAUGAUUCCGAUAUGAAUAAAGUCAAACCGUCAUUGGAAAUAUUAAGACUAUCUAACACGGCAACUGGUCUCCAAUACGAAGCAGCUUCAAAAACGGAUAAAUAUACAGCGGUGGUAUGCGAACAUCGAAACUCAGCACUGUCAGUUAUUGAGAAGCAGGAGUGUGAUGAUGGAUUUGUGUUGCUUGCGAUUAAUAACGCUUCAAAAUGUUACUUAUUUCAUGAAUUCUCAAAUCCAUUAAUGGAUGCUAAUGACUUUAAAGCGGUUUCGAGUUACUGCAAAUCUCAAAAUGCUGAAUUAUUUGAACCGAUUGACUCAGGCGAUCUCCGUGUUAUGCAAAAAAUGGGUGAGGCAUCAGGCUAUGCCAUGAGUGCGUCGUCCAAACACAUUUAUAGCCAGUAUGGUUAUAUUAAUCAAAAAGUCAAAAGUGCUAAGGAGGAAGCCAUAACAGCUGCUGGUUAUAAAUAUUCAACCGUUGGGAUCAACAUCACUGCUUCAAAUUCUACAGAAGCAUUUUGCUUUAUGCUGGAAUUGCCCGGCGGUUGUUAGUUUCUGAAACUAGUUUCGAAUUCAGCGACUUCCCUGGAAUUCCUCUGUGCUUAUCCUCACCUCGCCUAUCGUCUUAACUCUUUCAUCCUACUAAAAAAAUCCGGAAGAUCUGAUUAAAAGCUAUUGUCAAAAGCGAAAAUUACCAUUUAAAAGUUUCUGUCACUCCAACCAAUUUGAUGUUGAUCAUUCGAAAUAUUUCCUGAUUUAAUUGCAAAAUUCGGUUAGCAAACUAGUGACGGUUUAAUCAGAGACGAGACACGGAGGAAAGACAUUCUUUUGAUCCGCAUCGUAGUUCGAGGACAGACUUAAGCGUAAAAAGAGUAUAAAGGAAAGUUUGAAAAGAAAAAAAGGACGGAAUUCUUUAAAUUUGUCAAUUUUCAAUUUUACAAGAAAAAAUACACUAUAGUAGUAUGACAAACUUUUAGCGAUUGUUCAAAGCACCUGCGAAAUGAAAUCUGAUUUUGCUCUCUGCGUUAAAAAUUCACAACCCGCAAAGACGGAAAAGGUUCUUGAUAUUUUGGGAACGGACAACGUUAUUAUCACUAAUCUGAAACCAGAGAUAACACUGAAAGAAGUUGAUGAUUUGUCAUAUCUUGGCGUAGCACCUGAAGCAAAGCGAACUGUCAGAAUGUUUGCCGCAUCAUCGUUCUUUAUCGUAUCGCUGUCUCUGUUGCCUCAUUCAUUAUUUUAUGAACAUCUGGCUUAUGAUUUAGCUAUUUCAAAUUAAAUUAGUAAAUGUUAAACUUUUUUCUUUUUUUUU